GUGUGAUGGGUGACUGACAAUGUGAUCUGCGCAUGCUCAUCUGGGGGACCGAUGCUUAAAUUCCGUAUAAAGUGACAGCGGGAAGUUGGGCAGCUUGCCAUCAUUUCUGAUGCCGAACCAACAGGAGUCUUUGAGUUUUCCUGUCUUGAAAGUUGAUAUUGAAACACUUCUGGGCCGUUUCCAGGAAGUAGAUAGUGUGCGCUUCGAAGAUUUCUCAGAAAUAUGGAGGGAUAUGAAAUUUUCAACCAUUUUUUACGGCGGGAUGAGAAGUGUGGAGAUGAACCGGUUCACCCGAGAAGCUCUGAGCGUCGCCUGCUUUUACUUCUUGCCGCCAUAUACCUUUCAGAUUCGUGUGGGUGCUCUUUACCUCCUUUAUGGACUGUACAGUACACAGCUUUGCCAACCCAAACAAAAGAUACGAAUUGCAUUAAAGGAUUGGACUGAAGUAGAAGCAUUUCAUCGGGAUCUACUCAGCGCUCAGCAUUUUGAUGCAGCAUAUAUAUUCCGCCAGAUGCGCCUGUGCCGGGCUUUCCACUUCACCGCAAUGCCUGUGCACCUGACUUUCAGAACGCAGCGAUAUAUUCCAUACAAUAUCGGUAAAGAAGAGUUUAAGGAUGUGCGGGAUAGGGUGGCUGACCUGAUUACAUCUGAUUCGCUAGAGGAAAUCCUGAAUAUUCAUGAGCAUUAUCAACGGACCAAAUGCUUGAUGUCUGCCGACAAGUCCCAGCCUCCUAAAGCGCUCAGUUUGGUAAAAGAAGAAUUUGUUGGAAAUCUCGAGGCUGUUGUAACAGAACAUCAGCAGUGGAAACAAGAAAAGAACAAGCCGAGGACAAAACAUGAUGAAGAAUUAUCUUCUCAAGCUUCUCAAGAAUCAGAAGGUUCAGAAAGAGCAAAAGCACUGGCUAGAAUAAAAUCCAAAUCUUACUCUACAGUUUUUCAGGCCCCCAAAUCUCGGAGACACCGGCAGGUUCAUUUAGAGUCGUCAGAAUCAGGAUCAGAUCAUGGGAAUAGGAAAAGGGCAAGAAAAAAAAGGCCCAGAAAGAAGCCCACUGGCAGGGCACACUCAACACAAUCUAAGGAUAGAGAAGAAACGUCCUCGUCUAGAAGUCUGAGUAUGCCUGUUAUUCCUGAAGAAGACUGCACUUCCAGUGAGGAAGAGAUACCCAUCAGCAAGAGGAAGAGGACAAGAUAGGAGAGGGGCAAUGAGCAGGACACACCACGUGCAGACAGACGGGUCAUAAACAAAGCAAACAGAUGGAUCACGUGAUGAACAAACUACAUCUUUCAAAACACUUGGUGCAGACUUCUUACUGUAUAUAAUUUGUAUAUAUUUAUACAUUUCCUCUUUUUGUCUGUGUUGAUUUUUUUUGUUAUUUACUGGAAUGUUUCAGUUGUUGGUCACUCAAAUAAAUACGAUUUUGGCAAA
Bombina bombina (fire-bellied toad) is the source of this 1426-nucleotide messenger RNA. It is a transcript of the gene SNAPC1, whose product is annotated as small nuclear RNA activating complex polypeptide 1. The record is from RefSeq and is a predicted model, not a curated record. Gene Ontology annotation, biological process: snRNA transcription by RNA polymerase III; snRNA transcription by RNA polymerase II. The coding region runs from base 110 to 1192 and encodes 360 amino acids. Lineage: Eukaryota; Metazoa; Chordata; Amphibia; Anura; Bombinatoridae. The transcript has 11 exons. Gene Ontology annotation, cellular component: snRNA-activating protein complex. Gene Ontology annotation, molecular function: sequence-specific DNA binding.